AUGCAAAGGAACAAAUAUGUUUUAAACUUAUUCUACGCCCACGCAUCCAAAUCGUCGUACACGUCCAUUUUCUUCUCUGUCGCUUGUUUAAAGGUCUUCAGUUCUUUCUUUCUCUCUCUAUCUCUUGCUUUUCUCUCUAUCUCUAGAUCUCUCUCUCACUCUCUGACUCUCUCUCUCUGUUUGUCACCUUUCUCUCUCUCUCUCUCUCUCUCUCUAUCUCACACUCACUCAAACUCUGUUGCUUUUCUUUCUGUCACUAGUACACACUCUCUCACACACACUUUCUGUAGUUCUUUCUCUGAUUGUCUCUCUCUCCCUCACACCUUUCUAACGGUCUCUCUCUCUCUCUCUCUCUCUCUCUCUCUCUCUAUCUAUCUAUCUAUCUAUCUCAGUUUAUUCCUAUCUAUCUAUCAUCUAUCUAUCUAUCUAUCUAUCUAUCUAUCUAUCACUCACUCACUCUCUCGCUUUUCGGUUUUUCGCUCUCUCUCUCUAUCUCUCUCUCUAUCUCUCUCUCUCUAUCUAUCUAUCUAUCUAUCUAUCUAUCGUAAUCUUUUCACAUCUAUAUAUCGCAAUCUUUUCACAUCUAUCUAUCUAUCUAUCUAUCUACCUCAGUCUGUUCGUAUCUAUCUAUCUAUCUAUCUAAUUCUGUUCAUUUUUUUAUCUAUCUAUCUAUCUAUCUAUCUAUCUAUCUAUCUAUCUAUCUAUCUAUCUCUUGCCUUUCUAAAAGAGUCCAGCUCAAUUAUCUGUCUUGAAAUAACGUGCAAAAAUGUGGAAAAGCCUUGA
Molecule: messenger RNA, 783 nt
Organism: Acanthosepion pharaonis
Lineage: Eukaryota; Metazoa; Mollusca; Cephalopoda; Sepiida; Sepiidae
Source: the annotation of a GenBank genome assembly